Neoarius graeffei (lesser salmon catfish) is the source of this 687-nucleotide messenger RNA. RefSeq lists its product as uncharacterized. NCBI's taxonomy places the organism in Eukaryota, Metazoa, Chordata, Actinopteri, Siluriformes, Ariidae. The record is from RefSeq and is a predicted model, not a curated record. The transcript has a single exon. The coding region runs from base 1 to 687 and encodes 228 amino acids.
AUGGGGAAAAAGGACAUUAGAGUAAAUGUCAAGUUAGAAGGAACCCCGGUAGCUAUGCAACUUGACACAGGAGCUGCCCUAACACUUGUUUCUGAGAUGGCGUAUAAGAAACAUCUCUCUCAUCUGCCUCUGAAGGAAAGUAAAGUGCGGCUGUCAACCUUUUCCGGUGAGAACAUUCCCUUGAUGGGACAAGUGACUGUCAAUGUGAAAUAUGGAAACGAGAGUGGUGAUUUACCCCUUGUGAUAGUGAAAGGUGACAAACCAGCCCUCCUUGGCCGUAACUGGCUCACAAACUUCAAACUAGACUGGGCAAACAUAUUCUCAGUUAUACCAGCAGGGGGCAGUAAUAAUGCAAAUGUGGAGGCAGUGUUGCAGAGACACAAAGCAGUGUUUUCUGAGGAGACUGGCACUAUUCGUGAGUUUAAGGCCAGCAUCACAGUAAAACCAGAGACCAAACCAGUCUUCAGGAAGGCAAGACCAGUGCCAUAUGCACUAAAAGAUGCAGUCGAGAAAGAGUUAGACAGGUUAGAAAAAGCGGGUAUUAUCUCAAAGAUAGAACAUAGUCAGUGGGCUGCCCCGAUAGUAGUUGUACCCAAAUCAGACAAGUCAAUUCUUAUCUGUGGAGACUACAAAGUCACGGUAAAUCAGAGUGUGGAGGAGGAGAACUAUCCACUACCGAAUGCCUAA